This is a messenger RNA of Leptidea sinapis, 2902 nucleotides long. RefSeq names its product importin subunit alpha-5 (gene Kap-alpha1). Lineage: Eukaryota; Metazoa; Arthropoda; Insecta; Lepidoptera; Pieridae. Gene Ontology annotation, molecular function: protein binding; nuclear import signal receptor activity. Gene Ontology annotation, biological process: NLS-bearing protein import into nucleus. The transcript is spliced from 11 exons. Gene Ontology annotation, cellular component: nucleoplasm; nucleus; cytoplasm. The coding region runs from base 158 to 1723 and encodes 521 amino acids. The record is from RefSeq and is a predicted model, not a curated record.
UCGUAAUUCGUCAUAAAUGUCAAAAAUAAAAAUCUAAAGUUGGAAAUUGGAAUAGUAAGAGAAUUUGUAGGAUUAUUUUGCUGCUGUGAAGAGCUAAUAGUUUUAAUUAGAAUCGUUUAAUGGUGGUUUGUUUGCGAUUCCAAUUUAUGAAUAGAAUAUGUCUGGUGGGCACAAGCAUCGAUACAAGAAUUCCGGUCUCAGUGCCGAUGAACUUAGGCGGCGCCGUGAAGAGGAAGGAGUGCAGCUCAGAAAACAAAAGCGAGAGCAGCAACUUUUUAAGAGAAGAAAUGUCAAUCUUCCGGAACCAAAUGCACCAGACAUAGCAUUACCAGAUGACUUAAGUUUAACACCAUCAGAUGAUAUAACACCAUCUAUGGUAUCUGCAUUGUAUGGCGACAACCCAUUGGAGCAAGUAAUAGCGACGCAGACAUUCAGAAAGUUAUUGAGUAGAGAGCCAAAUCCACCCAUUGAUGAAGUGAUACGGACAGGAAUUGUUCCGAAAUUUGUGGAAUUUCUAACAAAUAGCACUAAUGCAACCCUUCAGUUUGAAGCAGCAUGGGCCCUGACGAACAUAGCUUCAGGGUCCUCGGAGCAGACCCGCGUGGUGAUAGAGUGCGGAGCUGUUCCGGUGCUGGUGAACCUGGUGUGUUCAGGGGCGAGUGACGACGUGCGUGAGCAGGCCGUGUGGGCGCUGGGCAACGUGGCCGGAGACUCACCCCGGUGUCGUGACACAGUGCUAGCGGCUGGGUUGCUGCCGCCAUUGAUCGAAAUAUUAAAUAAAUAUUCAAGAAUAUCCAUGACCAAGAACGCAGUGUGGACUCUGUCGAAUCUUUGCAGAGGGAAAAAUCCGCCAACAAAUUUUGAGGCAGUAGCGCCAGGUAUCCCAGUGCUCGCGAGGCUACUUCACCACAUAGACUCUGAGGUACUGAGCGACGCUUGCUGGGCUCUCUCGUAUCUGUCCGACGGACCCAACGAGAAGAUACAAGCUGUGAUCGACGCCGGUGUCUGUGGACGACUUGUGGAACUACUUAUGCACAACAAAUACACGGUGGUCUCUGCGGCUCUGCGCGCUGUCGGCAACAUAGUGACGGGUAAUGACGCGCAAACACAGGCCGUACUCAACUGCAACCCCCUGCCCAGCCUCCACGCGUUGCUCAAGUCCCCCACCGAGGUGCUCAAGAAGGAGGCCUGCUGGACGCUCUCUAACAUUACCGCUGGCAACGCGGUCCAGAUCCAGGCAGUCAUAGACGCGGACAUUUUCCCGACUCUGAUAACCAUACUGAAGAAUGCAGAAUUCAAAACACGAAAGGAAGCGGCGUGGGCUAUUACCAACGCGACCAGCGGGGGCACGCAUGUGCAGAUAAAUUACCUAGUCGAGCAAGGGUGCAUACCGCCGCUGUGUGAUCUACUGACAUUGACGGACGCUAAGACCGUACAAGUGGCGCUCAACGGACUUGAGAAUAUACUGAAGGCGGGGCAACAGAACGACUCGCGAGCGAACCCCUACUCCAAACUCAUCGAGGAAUGCUUCGGUUUGGACAAGAUUGAAUUCUUACAGUCGCAUGAGAAUCUCGAUAUUUACCAGAAGUCGUUCGAAAUGAUUGAGAAUUACUUCGGAUCAGAGAGUGAAGACUCUCGGCUUGCACCGGAAGUGUCUUCGACAACUGACCAAUAUAAUUUCAACGCUGACCAAUCGGUGCCAAUGGGUGGAUUCCAAUUCUAAACUGGCUCUUAAUAUUAACGUGCAAUGACCCUAUGCCAUGGAUGGUAAUUAUAACGCUUCAGCAAAAGCAAUAUGUUCCAGUGUAUAUUAGAACUUACCCAUAUUAUACUGUAUCAAUACAAAUUUCAACUAUUGUAGUUAAAUUUGUUUCUCUAAAGCUUCGCCUCGUAUAUGUUGCUAAGGUAGACACAUUAUCUAUUUUCUGCUGUCUUAUUCAUAAUGACUUAUCGGAGGUUUAAAACAUGGCUAAUCGUCGCUUAUUUGAAAAAUGGUAUUCAUAAUCGCAUAUUAGAGCUAAACGCUUAUUAUCUGUUUUUGAAGUUUGUAGCAAUAAAUAUAUUUAUGUCUAUAUUUCAUAAAUAUAUUUAUGUAUAUAUAGAUGUCGAAGUAUCGACUUUUAACAGCUGAUAAGCCAUUGACAUUGAAAAGAUGUAUGGACAGUUCCUCGUUAAAUCAGAUAAAAUCAUGUGUUUUGUACGAAAUGACAACAUUGUGUGUAAUAAAGAGACACAUUAGUUAUUGGAGGUUUAUCAAACGAUUAUGAAUAAGGAAUUUUACACAAGUAAAAUUUGAAAAAAAUGUAUGAACGAUGCGGGACUCGAACCCGCGACCUCUCGCGUUCCGUGCGAGCGCUCUUUUCAACUGAGCCAACCGUUCGAGUGACGUAAAGUUCAUAAAUCUUGUUUGCUUUGUUCAACUCUCAGGUUGUGGCUUCAUGUACAGGAUCUACUUUACAAUUGGUAACCUGCUCAACCAAAAUAUUUGCAUAUUAGGAAAUUGACUUGAGAUGUCGCUCUUGCAAAUCUAAUCAAUUUGUUUUAUUUUAAUCAGAAAGAGUGCUCGCACGGAAGUGUUAUCGAACGAAAGUUUUAUCACUUUAAAAUAUAAAUUGUUAAGGAAUUUUAUCGAACUAAAUAGGCUUAAAACACGUUUAUCUAAUAUAGGUUUAUACCUUCGAUAAGCGUUUUAUUAUGAAUAAGGCGGUUAAUAUUUUGUUGUUUGUAAAAUGUUACCUAUAUUAUGUUUGGCAUUGCCAUUUGGCAUUUCCAAUUGUCGUUGUAUAUUGUUUUAUAUUGUAAUACUAUGUGAUAGUCAACCAGGUUUAUAUAGUGUAUUUCAGUAACAUUUAUAAUAUUAAUCUGCUUUUUAAGUUGUAAUAAAUAUAAUUAUUGUAACAUG